Messenger RNA from Penicillium lagena, 3072 nucleotides. RefSeq names its product CheY-like superfamily. Gene Ontology annotation, biological process: phosphorelay signal transduction system; phosphorylation; cellular hyperosmotic response. The transcript has a single exon. Gene Ontology annotation, molecular function: phosphorelay sensor kinase activity. NCBI's taxonomy places the organism in Eukaryota, Fungi, Ascomycota, Eurotiomycetes, Eurotiales, Aspergillaceae. The record is from RefSeq and is a predicted model, not a curated record. Gene Ontology annotation, cellular component: membrane. Bases 1 to 3072 code for a protein of 1023 amino acids.
AUGGCCGCGCUGGUGGAUACCGCUCGCCCGGCAUGGGUCAGCGAUGCCGAUCUUCUUCAAGCCCGCGCAGCGCUGCAGCAUCAACAGAAUCCCGAGAUCUCGGCGCCGCGCGAGUUCAUCUCCCUGAUCGUCGAGGAGCUCAUCCACCGCCGUGAAUCCCAGUCCUCCCUGGCCGACAUUGAAAUGGAAUGUUCACAGCUGCGCAAGGAACUCCGCAAGCACACCCACGUCAAUGAAGCCUUCCAGAAGGAACUGGGCGAGAUUGGAGAGAUCAUCACCCAGGUCGCCCAUGGAGAUCUCUCCCAGCGCGCGCGGCUGCAUCCCCUGGAGAUCUCCCCCGACAUUGCAACGUUCAAACAGACGAUCAACACCAUGAUGGAUCAAUUACAAAUAUUCAGCCAGGAAGUCUCCAAGGUCGCUCGCGAGGUCGGUACAGAGGGAAUUCUGGGCGGCCAAGCCAACAUCACUGGCGUCAAUGGAAUUUGGCGGGAGUUGACCGAGAACGUGAAUGUCAUGGCUAGCAACCUCACUGACCAAGUCCGCGAAAUUGCUGCCGUGACCACCGCGGUCGCCCAUGGUGAUCUCAGCCAGAAGAUCGAGCGGCAGGCCAAGGGUGAAAUUUACCAACUCCAAAAGACGAUCAACUCCAUGGUGGAUCAGCUGCGUGAAUUCGCACAGGAAGUCACGAAGAUCGCCAAGGAUGUGGGAUUCUAUGGCAAGCUGGGUGGACAAGCGGUUGUGCAUGGGGUUGAAGGCAUCUGGGAGGACCUGACCAAGAAUGUCAACACUAUGGCAAAUCGGCUCACGACCCAAGUCCGAGAGAUCGCGGAUGUGACGACCGCUGUGGCUAAAGGUGAUCUGACCAAAAAAGUGACGGCGGAUGUGAAUGGGGAGAUCCUGGACUUGAAACUGACUAUCAAUGCCAUGGUCGAUCGUCUCAACCAAUUUGCGUUCGAAGUCAGCCGGGUGGCGCGUGAAGUCGGCACAGACGGAACUCUCGGUGGUCAGGCCCAGGUCGAAAAUGUGGAGGGUCUCUGGCGAGACUUGACAGACAAUGUGAACACCAUGGCCCAGAACCUGACCGAGCAGGUCCGCCAGAUCUCCAACGUGACCCAAGCGAUUGCACGAGGUGACCUAAGUACCAAAAUCGAGGUCCACGCUCAAGGUGAAAUCCUUACACUCAAAGAGACGAUCAACAGCAUGCUUGAUGGUCUGGAGCGAUUUGCCAAGGAAAACAAGGCCGUCGCCAGGGACGUCGGCGUGGAGGGCAAAAUGGGCGGCCAAGCCGAUGUUGCAGGGAUGCAUGGUCUGUGGCGUGAUAUCACCACCGAUGUGAAUAUCAUGGCCGAGAACCUCACGUCUCAGGUCCGAGCCUUUGGCGAAAUCACAGACGCCGCGACCAGUGGUGAUUUCAGCAAAUUGAUCACCGUCUCUGCGUCGGGCGAGAUGGAUGAGUUGAAGCAGAAGAUUAAUAAAAUGAUCUCCAACUUGCGUGACAGCAUCCAACGCAAUACAGCGGCUCGAGAAGCUGCCGAGCUGGCUAAUCGCACCAAGACCGAGUUCCUCGCCAAUAUGAGCCACGAGAUUCGAACACCCAUGAAUGGAAUUAUUGGGAUGACUGAGCUCGCCCUCGACACUGAUGACCUGCAGCAGCCUGUGCGCGAAACUCUGAACUUGGUCCACAAUCUUGCGAUCAGUCUCUUGACUAUUAUUGAUGAUAUCCUCGAUAUUUCCAAGAUUGAAACUAACCACAUGAUUAUUGAGCGAGCCCCGUUCAGUAUUGGGGCCACGGUCUUUGGCGUCUUGAAAGCCUUGACUGUAGAGACGAACGAGAAAGCGUUGAAUCUUUCUUACACUGUUGAUGGGAACGUUCCGGACUUUGUGAUUGGAGAUGCAUUCCGGCUGCGACAGGUGAUGCUGAAUCUCGUUGGGAACGCGGUCAAGUUUACCGAGAACGGAGAGAUUCGUGUCGCCAUCAGGCGCGUGGAGGGAAAGUACAAGCCAGGUGAAUGUGCCUUCGCGUUCUCAGUGAACGACCCAGGGAUUGGAAUCGAACAAAGCAAGCUUGGGCUCAUCUUUGACAAAUUCCAACAGGCGGAUGGGUCGAUGACUCGACGCUUUGGGGGUACGGGUCUUGGGCUCGCGAUAUCCAAACGCCUGGUCAACCUGAUGGGCGGCAGUAUCUGGGUUACUUCCAAGGUGGGCCAGGGCAGCACGUUUACAUUCACCUGUUGCACGAAGGAAGCCCAGCCACCGGUGGGAUUCAGCGAGCAACUCCUCCCAUACCGAAACAGUCGGGUUUUAUUCAUGGACAACGGCCAAGCACCUGAAAUGCCGAUUGGACAGAUGCUGGUCGAACUGGGACUUGAUCCCGUGAUCGUGACCAACAAUGGCGAACUCACCCCAGAUCAUUUCCAAGACGAACGGGGAUGCGCCUUCGACGCCAUUCUGGCUGACAGCGUCGAGACGGCAGCAAAUAUACGAGACUGUCCUGGCUUCCGGUUCAUUCCAUUGGUGCUUGUAGCUCCGGUUGUGUCAGUAACGGCCAAGUUAGCUGGCGACCUCGGCAUAACCUCCUACGUCACAACGCCCUGCCGGCUAAUCGACCUUUGGAAUGGAGUCUUCCCCGCCCUGGGAAAUCGGCCCAGACGCACACCCUCCGGGUACGGACGCGCCCUCGCGAUCCUCCUCGCAGAAGAUAACGACGUGAAUCAGAAGGUCGCCGUGCGCAUCCUGGAGAAGUACAAGCACAACGUGACCGUCGUAGCAGAUGGCCAGCAAGCCGUCAAAGAAAUCAAGCGCAACCGGUACGAUGUGAUUCUCAUGGACAUCCAGAUGCCGGUGAUGGGCGGUUUCGAGGCAACUGCGCGGAUCAGACAGCAUGAGAAGAUCAACGAUUUACCGCGCACACCGAUCGUGGCGCUCACGGCGCAUGCUAUGAUGGGUGAUCGCGAAAGAUGUAUCGAGGCUGGCAUGGAUGAUUACCUCCCUAAGCCUUUGGAUCAGGACCGUAUGAUGCAGACCAUUCUGAGGUGCUCAACGAUGAACAAUUCGUUUGUGGUGGCUGCUUAG